AUGGCUUCAUCAGGGCCGUCAACAAUACAUAAAGUCUUCUUCUUCGCGGCUCGGCCAAGAUUUUCUCUGACUCGGAGAGCGAUUACCGCUGCUGGUACCGAUUGCGCUGGUUGCUCGUUUGCGUCUACACCUGUGCCAUCCACAAUCGCUCACAGGCCGAUUCGCACUGCCACUGGGCCAUUCUCGUUGUCGGGGGUAUCAUCUGCUCGCGGGAAGGCGACAAGGUUUUCAAGAACCCUGAACAGGGCUGGUGUGAAUCCGUAUUCUACAGUCGUUGUACACAACAAGGGACAAGCGCGAGUACGCCGGACGAUCAGCUUCCUCGUCAUCAGCACGCUCUCUUUUGCUGUCGGCACCUAUCUGGCGAUCAACUACUCCUCCCCGAUCCUCCACCCUCUCAUAAUGGGGUCAAUACCCUCCGACGCUGAAACCCUGACGCUCUACACGCCCGACAAUGACUUUGCACGGGAAGUUGACGAGCAUAUCAGAAAUUGUUCCCUGGCACGGUCAUUACGAUCGAAUCCAGACUUCGUCGAGUCAAGACCGCACCUCAAAAUUCCCGAUGAAGUGAAACAGCACAAUCUGACGGCGGGCACGUUGGCCGGCCCCGGCAUGAUUGUGGUGCCGCCGUACUAUUUCAACGAGAAGGGCGGGAAAUCUAUGGUCCAGAUAUUCUACGUCGGCACCGACGUGUCGGGGCAUCCAGGAAUUGUGCAUGGCGGGUUCCUGGCUACCAUGCUUGACGAGGGCCUUGCGCGAUGUGCUUUCCCUGCUAUGCCGAACAAGGUCGGCGUGACAGCCAAUCUAAACAUCAAUUACCUGAAGCCCACAAUGGCAGGACAGUUUCUGGUUCUGCGAGCGACAACGACAAAAGUUGAGGGUCGCAAGGCGUGGGCAGAGGGCUGGAUCGAGAGUUUGGAGGUUGCCGAAGGUGAGGAGCCUGUGAAAUUGGUCGAGGCCAGUGCUCUGUUUGUUGAGCCAAAGCAUGCCAAGGUGUUGAAGUCCCUCUACAGAGUGGCGUCGUAA
Molecule: messenger RNA, 1026 nt
Organism: Cladophialophora carrionii CBS 160.54
Lineage: Eukaryota; Fungi; Ascomycota; Eurotiomycetes; Chaetothyriales; Herpotrichiellaceae
Exons: 3
Coding region: 1-1026 (341 amino acids)
Source: RefSeq, a predicted model, not a curated record